UUUUCCUUUUUCGGAAAGUGAACGCCGAGAGGCCAACCCCCCCACGGAGAAACACGGCGUGCAGUAGCAGCCUAGCACCGCUGGGCGUGUAACCCGACACUUACCGUGUCUGUGGCGGAGGUUGAGCCCGUUUAAAAGGGAAAGGGAUGGAAGCAAGCCUCUUUACUCCGUCACCACCUCCGACCGAACCCCGGCACCUUCCUCCGGCCGCGCGUCCCUCACUCUGGAUCAGCCUAAAUGAAUGAAACACUGGGGAAUAUCCACACGCACGCCAGCGGGGAGACUCUGUGUCCAAACGUCAGUCCGCGAGGAUUUUAUGUCGGGCUUGACAGGCUAUAGUCAACAUGCGUUGUCCCUCCCGGAGCUUCACCCCGAGCUUCUCAGAUGUGUGACCGGCCACCGGUGUCUUGCGCCCGCCAUCGCCAAGGAGUCACGCUGUGAUUGACGGAUCACGUUUUUGACUGCCAGGACAAAUGAAUACAAAUGAAUUUAGGCACCCAAAGGAGAGAUUGCAAAACCUCUCAUCUAGACACAAAGAGGGCCUUAUUGCUCUGCACUGUUCUAUACUGUACUUGUUACCUGGGACUUACACAAGUACACUCUGAAGAUGUGGACAUCCUUCAAAAGUUGGGGCUUAGAGGAGACAAGUCGUCACGCUCCGUACCAGCUGGGGUCAUUCCGUUCAGGUCUGGGUUCAUCCUCAACCAGCAGGCGCACAUCGAAAGUCCACUGCGUUCCAUUUUCCCGCCAACAUUUUGGACCAAUGCGGCACUGGUCCUAAGUGUGAGCUCGCACAGAGUAAACAGUGCCUUCCUCUUCACCCUGCUCUCGGAGAAUAAAAAGCUUCUUCUGGGCCUACAACUUAUUCCGGGGAGUCUAGUCCUCCACACGGGCCCAAACACUUCGGUGGCACUGCCCUAUGAACCCCAUGACGGCCAGUGGCACCAGCUGGCGUUAGGAAUUAAUGGACAGAAAGUGACUCUAUAUGCCUCCUGCGGAGAGCAGAGUGUUCAUGUGGAUUUUGGGUGGGACAAUGCGGAAGGACUGGCCCAGGAGCGCCAGGACUCCUUCCUGCUGGGGCGGUCAAGCCAACAUCAAGCCUCAGUGCACUUUGAAGGAGCCAUCUGCCAGUUUGACCUGAUCCCCUCUGCCCAGGCAGCUCACAACUACUGCAAGUACAUUAAGAAACAGUGCAGGGAAGCCGACACAUACAGGCCUAACCUUCAACCCUUGCUGCCCAUUUUCCCUAUACAAACCAACAUAUCAUCUACAGCUGUUCCUAAGCAUGGUAGACCAGUAACAGCCAAAAAGGCCUCCGCUUUUAACCUUGCCCGGAGUGUUGCGGCUGCUGCCUCUGCCGUCAGAUAUGUCUCCCUCUCCCAAACAAUAAAGCCCACCCUUGGCACCACUCCUACAACUUUGCUGGCCACCGUAAUGCCAGUCACAGCUCAGCUUGGCCUCUCUGCUCCUCCAACCAAGGCAAGAACUGAAACGGUCACAGCUCAACUUAGGACCACAGUAUUCCCAACCAAACCACCUGCUACAAGACUAUCCACCUCCAAAACAACGAUUCAAACAUCACCCAAACUUACUUCCCAAAAGCCUACUGCACAAAGCAGUGCCAAAACGAAGAUUGUGGUAACCGAAAAGAAAAGGAAACCUUCUCCUCCAGUCACUGCUAGCCCCAAACCUUCUAAGAAAAAAACAGACAACAUUUUAUCAGAUCCACCUCUAAAAAAACCACAGCCAACCACAGCCAAGAAAACACCCACCAAACCUAAAGUUGCACCAUCCAAAGCCACUCUCACUAAACCCAAGUUUAACCUUGUCAAAGCGCCAAUCUUUAAACCAGCACUAUCCAAAGUGAACCCCUCAAAACCAACCAUCUCAAAGACUACCGCUAAAAACGCCAAGCCAAAGCCCACCAAGCAAGCCAAAACCACCAAAGCCCCGGUGACUUCGCAGCCUACCAGACCUUCGUACCAUGUUGUAACGUCACCUGCCACAGACAGCUUCCAGAGCUGGGAGUUUGCUCCAACUCAAUUCUCCCUACUAGCUGGACCAGGAGGAGACAAAGGAGAACAGGGCCCUUCGGGACUUCAAGGACCUCCAGGGAAGCCAGGCCUGCAAGGCAAGAGGGGUCCUCGGGGUCCUCCGGGUCCUCAUGGAAACCCUGGCCGAUCCGGUCCACCUGGUCUCAAGGGUAGAAAAGGAGACCCUGGCAUCUCACCUGGGCCAGCCCCCAAAGGAGAGAAGGGAGACUUAGGGAUCCUUGGUCCCUCUGGACUUAUUGGUCAAGAAGGUCGAAAGGGACAGAAAGGUUACCCCGGUCCACCUGGUCUCCCUGGAGAAUCCGGAGAGCAAGGUCCAGUCGGAAGCCCAGGUGCCAAAGGUUAUCCUGGCAGGCAGGGUCUACCUGGGCCAAUAGGACCAAUGGGGCCCAAAGGCGUGCGGGGUUUCAUUGGAAUCCCCGGGCUUUUUGGCCUCCCUGGGCCUGAUGGCGAAAGAGGCAUUCCCGGCGAACCAGGGAAGAGGGGCAAGAUGGGUAGGCCGGGUUUUCCUGGGGACUUUGGAGAGCGAGGACCACCUGGGGCGGACGGAGAACCAGGCCAGCUGGGAGCACCCGGUCCAAAUGGAGUUCUCGGACUAAUUGGUGAUAUGGGACCUGUUGGAGAGAUGGGCCUUCCAGGACCGAAUGGACUGAAGGGGGUGCCUGGAAAUCCCGGAGAACCAGGACUGAAAGGUGAUAAGGGUGACAUUGGGAUAUCAGGCGAGCAAGGCGAGACGGGCUACAAAGGAGACAAGGGCAUCCAAGGAGCUCCGGGUCCACCUGGCAUCCACGGAAAACCAGGACCGCCGGGCAGUCCAGGCGAUAAAGGCCCCGAUGGCACAGCAGGACCAAUCGGCCUUGAAGGUUUUCCUGGAGACAUGGGACCACCGGGAGAGAACGGCCUUGAAGGGCCAAAGGGAAAGCUAGGGACAAGAGGUUUACCUGGGCCACAAGGGGUAACUGGCUUGGAGGGAGACGAGGGCCCUAUCGGACCACCAGGACCAAUGGGAUUGGAGGGUCGACUGGGCAGAAAAGGAUUCCCUGGGAAGGUCGGGCCUGAGGGAGUGAAGGGAGAGACUGGCAUCACAGGAAAAGUUGGAUCGAUGGGGGAAAGAGGCUUGGUUGGUUUUAUCGGACCUGUGGGAGAGGCAGGGCUGGCGGGAGAGAAGGUAACAUUCCGUUUGGAUUCAUCGGUUACAGCUCUUCAUCCGGUGGAUUUUUACACCCGAACUCUUUUGGGUUUUCAGGGAGACCGAGGGUCCAUGGGCCUUCCUGGACCGGCUGGAGAAAAGGGUUCUACGGGUCACCCAGGGACACCAGGGGAGACCGGGCCUUCAGGACCACCAGGCAGACCAGGACCCCCAGGGGGAACGGGACCCGCAGGUACCAGGGGACCCAAAGGUUUGCGGGGCGCCACGGGUCCUGACGGUCCAACGGGAGAGAUAGGGUUAGAGGGCAAGAAGGGUCUCGAUGGUCCUCCAGGAAAAAUCGGCUUCCCCGGACCCCAGGGGAAAAUCGGGGAUCCUGGAGAAACUGGGUCUAAAGGUUUUCCUGGUAUCCAAGGGUCAUCUGGACCACCAGGGGACAAGGGAAUCGCAGGCGAGCAGGGACCUCCUGGACCACCGGGCACUAUUGGUCUCUUAGGAGAAAUUGGUCAGAAGGGUCCUCCAGGGAACCUUGGGGAGCCAGGACUGCCUGGCGAGCCAGGGGAGAAGGGAGCUAUCGGACCUGCUGGGAACAUCGGGGAGCAGGGACUCAUUGGGCCGCGGGGUGAACCGGGUUUGGAGGGAGAGGCUGGUGCUGCUGGUCCAGAUGGAGCCAAGGGGGAUAAGGGUGACAUGGGUCAAGAGGCCGACCAAGGUGAAAAAGGCGAAACUGGUUUAAAGGGAAAGGAGGGUCCUGCCGGAAGUCCUGGAAUCCCUGGUGUCAGAGGCCAAGAAGGGAAAUCUGGCAAAAUUGGUGAACAAGGCAAACUAGGACCAAAGGGUGCCAAAGGCCACCAAGGUCACCUCGGGGAGACCGGGUCGGUGGGCAAGACAGGACCACAAGGUACCAUCGGUCCAAAGGGCUCCAGAGGAACCAUCGGACAUGUGGGAGCUCCAGGAAGAAUGGGUCAGCAGGGAGAACCAGGCAUUUCAGGUUAUGAGGGCCAUCAGGGACGGUCGGGCCCAAUGGGGCGUCCAGGACCAAAAGGUGAAAAGGGCGAACAGGGCGAUGAUGGGAAAAUUGAGGGUCCUCCUGGUCCUCUCGGUGACAUAGGUCCUCCAGGCGACAGAGGAGAGAGAGGGGAACCAGGCGACCCAGGAUACAAAGGUCAAGUGGGUUUAGAUGGUGAAAGAGGAAGACCUGGAGCUCUUGGACUUCUUGGACACCCUGGACCUCGAGGAAUUCAAGGACUCAAAGGGGCCAAAGGAGACCUAGGUCAAAAAGGCAAAAAGGGUCUUGUAGGACCAAAGGGAGCCAGAGGAACGGAGGGGACUGGCGGCACUUCUGGUCCAAGAGGUGUGGUGGGUCGAGAAGGGCAGGAGGGUUUGCCCGGGAUGGACGGAACGCCAGGAAAGGAUGGAAGUAAAGGCAUGCCGGGAGAGCAUGGAGACGACGGAGACUUUGGCGUCCCUGGCAAAGCUGGCGGUCGUGGAAAGCCGGGUGUUCCAGGACUUCCAGGAGACCAAGGUGUCUAUGGACCAAAGGGUGACCGAGGUCUCAGAGGACAGAGUGGACCUCCAGGCAAAAGAGGCUUCCGAGGCGGGAUGGGACUUCCAGGGUCGCAGGGAGAUCGAGGACCGAAAGGACAACCUGGUGAUGUUGGAGAAUCUGGAUUUCCGGGGAUAUUUGGUGUUUUUGGUCCAAAGGGACCUCCUGGAGACUUUGGUCCAAAAGGCAUUCGAGGACCAAAGGGGCCCAUAGGAAGCAUGGGUAGAGGAGGAGUCAUAGGCCCUGCAGGAAUAAUUGGCCCCAAUGGAAGAGCGGGUCCCAGAGGGGAGAAAGGCAACCGUGGAACUAUGGGAGUACAAGGACCUAGGGGAUCCCCCGGACUGCGUGGACGCCCUGGACCUCCAGGCCUCCCUCGUGUCCCUCCGUCUUUUAAAGAGGAUGGUCUUUUGUUUAUGGAUCCACACAGCCAGCUCAGGAGUGAGUCUCCCAAGAAUAAGCUGGUGAUGGACCUGCCCAUGCUGGACCAGGGCGCAGAGAUCUUUAAGACCCUCCACUACCUCAGUAACCUGAUCCAUAGCCUGAAGAACCCACUGGGCACCAGGGACAACCCUGCCCGCAUUUGCAGGGACCUGCGCAGCUGUGAACACAAGCUAAACGAUGGCACUUACUGGAUUGACCCUAACCUUGGCUGCUGGUCCGAUACAAUCGAAGUGUCCUGCAACUUUACGGGUGGUGGGCAGACGUGCCUGAAACCCGUAACUGUAGCCAAGCCCACGGUGAGCGUGGGCCGGGUCCAGAUGAACUUCCUGCACCUGCUGAGCUCAGAGGCGGUACAGCAUGUCACCAUCCACUGCCUCAAUGUCUCCGUCUGGACAUCGGACCGAGAUCUGACACCAUCGCGGGAAACUUCUGUGCGAUUCAAGGCCUGGACCGGCGAGGUGUUUGAGGCGGGAGGAGAGCUGGAGCCCGAGGUGGUGGAGGACUCUUGCUGGAUGAAAGAUGGCCGCUGGCACCAGGCCCAUUUUGUCUUCCACUCCUUGGACCCGUCCUUGCUCCCCGUGACGGACAUCGUCAACCUCCCCAAGACCACCCCCGGCUCACACUACCACCUGGAGAUAGGUCCCGUCUGCUUCCUGUAAGGCGCUGAUGCGGUCCUUCAAAAUAAAAGAGGGUGGGUCGCCGCCCUGCGACGCCGCACGCCCGAGCCACAACCCGGCCCUCCGAGCAGCUCGUGCCAACCUCUCAUUGGACUGCAGAUACAGGAAAGGGGGUGUCGGCCAGCGGGAGACCGGCGAGCAGAGGAGGAGCAGGGGGAGUUCUUGCACUAAAUUCCUCCAACAGGCCAAUUGUUUCUCCCAGCUGUGGAACAUUGACCAGCGAAGAAGGACGUUCUCAUAAGAACUUAUUUUUGUAUACGGUCUGUAUACCAUGUGAUGUAUUUUAUUUGGCAAAAUAGCAGGAAAUACAUUCUAAAAUAUAGUAAUAAUAAUGGAAACCAGUUAAAUGUACAUAAUAAGUAUGCUUAUUAUCCAUGUAAAGAAAUCAUCUUCAAGUGCAAUAGAAAAUGAGAAGAUAAGUCUACACUUAAAUUAAAUUUUUUAUUUGCCUUUGGUGCUGAUCUCCUUUGGAUUUUACUCACAUGUUUUAUUGUAUUAUUAUUAUUAUUAUUCAAUCUGAUCAGAAGCAUCUGUAUUUAUUAGUGCUCCAGUAGGGAGAGAAGCGUCAUCAUUAACUACUCGGGGUGCAAAAAGGAAUACAUUCACAUCCAAAUUGUGAUUCUUAUUCAUAAUUUUAAAAAAUCGAUUUUAAAACUUUUUUUUUUAUAUAAGACUCAAUCUAAAAAAUAUAUGUUUUCAGGCCUUCUCCGUGCAACCAGAAGGUGCUUAUUUAACUGUAACCUGUUUUGAAAUAGUUUCAUUAUAAUUUAUUUGACCACAUAAUAUAUUGCGUGUUAAAUCAAGAAUCGAUUCUGAAUCGAAUCGUUAGGUACCCAAAAAUCCACACCCCUAUUAACUAGCACCCAUCAUGAAACUCUGUGACAUGCCAUGCAGUAGAAUGAGCGUAUUAUAGAUGCAUUUUUAACCAGAUGCCACUGAUGGGAAAACACAUAGCAAAUUCAAAAAUCAAGCUCUCGACCAGCUUUUUUUAAAUCGUUUUUGGGGGGGGGUGUCUGCCACCCUUUCACCAUGCUGAGGAUGGAACGUCGAUAUCAGCGAAGGAUACCAGAGCCCGAGCUAAAAUCAGCCCUGUGGCCGACGUGACAAUCAUUGGUACUUUAACUUUAACUUAAAUAAACAACUAUUUAAGGUGCUAAUCAUAAUGCUGUAAUUACACCACUCUGCUAAAUGUUUAUAGUGCAGGCUCGCUUGGAUUAAUUUAAAAAUGUUUUAUUAAAAAAAAAAAAAAAGUAAUAUAUAUAUACAUAUAUAUAUAUAUAUUGCCAUAGCUUCCAUAAAGAUCAUGUCAUGUUUUUUAUAUUGGUUAUUAAAAAUGCAUUUGCAGAAAUCUUUUAUGUGAGGGAUGAAAGUGUCUUCUUUUGUAAAUCCAGUAUAAAACACAGGGUUUUAAGUACUUUUUUGGGGGGGGGAGGGGGUAUUUUAUUUUUUACAAGCGCCCCCAGUAAGGAUGUUUUGGAGACACAGCGUCAUGAGAAUAUGUAUUUGUUUGAACUGGACACCAGUGUGUAUAAUUGUGAAACCUUGCUGUAUACAGUGGACCCCCACCCCCUCUGGUUAUUUUAAUGUUAUUUAAUAUUUGCAAACUGAGCAACAAGAAACCGCGUCAAUAUCUUUAUACAUCAGUUUCCCCAACUGGUCUUGGAGUUUAUCAUUUUUAUGUGUACAUUUGGUGCUCCAGAGAGAACAAAGUUAUAACAAUAAUUAGCUUUUAUUUUUUUAUUAUUUUUUUCUUCAUUGUUGGGCUUUUUUUCCUCUCUGUUUUUCUCUCUAUGAUAAUCAACCAUGUACUGUAUCAGGUGCUAUUCUAUUACAUUUGUUAAAAAAAAAAAAAAAUGCAAAUAUGUGAAAUGUUUCCUUUUAUUUUGUAAAUCUGUUGUAGACAUUAAAGCAAGCUGAGAAUACCUCACUUUUUUCCGCAUGGCCGUUUAAACAACAAGGUUGUUCUAUUUUUAUCCUUUAUGAACACCAUAUUAGGAAGUACUGUAUUUAGUGGAAUGAAUAAUUCUGAACAUGAAAUCGACGCUACAAACCUUUUGUCUGUCAUC
Entelurus aequoreus (snake pipefish) is the source of this 7928-nucleotide messenger RNA. Its product is annotated as collagen alpha-1(XXVII) chain A-like. NCBI's taxonomy places the organism in Eukaryota, Metazoa, Chordata, Actinopteri, Syngnathiformes, Syngnathidae. The transcript has 60 exons. The record is from RefSeq and is a predicted model, not a curated record. Gene Ontology annotation, molecular function: extracellular matrix structural constituent. Bases 484 to 5844 code for a protein of 1786 amino acids.